Sphaeramia orbicularis (orbiculate cardinalfish) is the source of this 1877-nucleotide messenger RNA. RefSeq names its product parathyroid hormone 2 (gene pth2). Lineage: Eukaryota; Metazoa; Chordata; Actinopteri; Kurtiformes; Apogonidae. Bases 1066 to 1491 code for a protein of 141 amino acids. The record is from RefSeq and is a predicted model, not a curated record. The transcript has 3 exons. Gene Ontology annotation, biological process: neuropeptide signaling pathway. Gene Ontology annotation, cellular component: extracellular region.
CAGGACACUGAGGGUUUUCAAGCACAUGAGCACAUGUACAGAUGCAUCGAACUGAAGAAAUACUAAAUGAGUUGGAAGUUUUUUUUAAAUACGUGGACACAGAACACAACGUUAAACCGUUUCUACGCUGUUGAACAUUUGUAUUUUUAAUGGUGGUUCAUCCUGCAACGUUUCUUCAUUUGUGCAACGACUGAACUUUGACCCAAAACGCUGCUUGCUUUUCAACUUUUCAACUAACUGCCAUUUACUUGAGCUGAAGCAGGUAAGAAUCACCACCUUCUAAAAUCAAGCUGCUUAAAUGAAAUAAAUAUAUCAACCCCUUCAUGCAUGAUAUUACUGCAGUGGACAGUUAUUCAGUCUUGAAUUAAAGCUACAUUAUUUGCAGUAAUGACUCCAACUCUUAAUUGUCAUCCCUUUGUGUUUUCUAAUAUUUUUUAGGCUCACUUAACUUAACGUGGCUGACACUCAUGAGUCUGGGAUAAUUAAAGUCCCAUUUUAUCCUGAUAUGUUGUUUAAUGAAUCCAAAAUAUGUGGUUAUGUAGAAAUUCUCUAAUAAGUUACACUUUAGUCCUUAUGGUUUUUGUCAUUUUGUGUCAGUGGCUGAAGUUUCCCAGAAUAUAAUCAGAUAUAUUGAAUUCAGAAAAUAAUUCAUGACAUUCACCACAGUGGACAGUUACAUUUUACACUGAAAUAAUAUGAUUUCUGAAAGUGGUGAUAUACUGUCUUUGCAGAAAGAGCUUUAUGGGUGCGUUUAUGCUUAAAAAAAUCAAUACCAUUAUAUGUUAAUCUGUUUAUGAAUGGAAUCCACUACAGUGAAAAGAAAUAAGAUACUGAAGAAAUCUGAUGUUUUAUGUCAAAAAAUACCACUAGUUUAUGAACCAUUCAUGCAUGAAAGGGUUAAUAUUCAAUCUGUGCAAUUGUAGAAAGUGAAAAGGGAUGUUCUGUAAAUGGAACAACUAGUCAUAUAUCAACAGCAGUAUUUAUGAGCGUCUUCAUAAACAGUUACACAAACCCAGGUUAGUUCACAUGUAAUUGAACUGAUGGUAUUUUCUGUUCUCUUUAAGGAUGCCUGUUGUCCCUUGUAUGUCUUUGCUGUUGCUUUGUAUUCUGGGUAUGACUUUGGUGACCACUGGCUUCCCUCAGACCCGACUGCCUCUCAGUGAUGAUUCGGAGGAACCAAAGCGAGAUGACUGGGACACCUUGUUUCCCUCCAUCUCUCUCCGUGACUGGAGCGUCCAGAUGUCGUCUCCUGGAUUCAGAGCCAACACCAAGACCGGAAUGAUGAGGGGGGCGUGGCUUUUUGCCCCAGAGAGGGCAGAGGCAAGUGUGGAGCGUUUGUGGUCACCUCCUGACGUGGGAAUGAUAAAGAGGAAUGUGGUGGCCGACGACGCCGCCUUCAGGGAGAAGAGUAGACUGCUCACAUCCAUGGAGAGACAGAAGUGGCUGAACUCCUACAUGCAGAAACUACUGGUGGUUAAUUCUUCCAGAUAAUUUGAUCCAAACUUCAAACCUGUCACCAACAUCUACACUGACGUGUCUCAGUCGGUUGUUUAAUGAGAAGAUCCUGGAGGCAUUAAAGUCAAAAGAGCUGCUGUAAUCCUCAAAAACCCUUCUCACUCCGUACACACUUACUCUGCUUCCACUGCAGCUUUUUGUCAUUCUAUUUUCUGGUAGCUAAUGUAUAUUUGUAAAAAUAUAGAUGUUUUCAAUAACAGCACCUGGUUUGUUUUUACUUUAACUUCAUCCUCAUUACUAUUCUAUACCCAUUGGCUCAGUUUUAAAAAGGAAGGAUUUGUUAACCCUUUAACCCCAGAGACAUUAUUCCAGGUAAACAUGCUGCUGUGCAUUUGUGUCUGUUUCAGUGUCAUAAAAGCUCC